This is a messenger RNA of Portunus trituberculatus (swimming crab), 7248 nucleotides long. It is a transcript of the gene Nos, whose product is annotated as nitric oxide synthase-like protein. Gene Ontology annotation, biological process: nitric oxide biosynthetic process. Gene Ontology annotation, molecular function: calmodulin binding; NADP binding; nitric-oxide synthase activity. The transcript is spliced from 27 exons. The record is from RefSeq and is a predicted model, not a curated record. The coding region runs from base 229 to 3873 and encodes 1214 amino acids. Lineage: Eukaryota; Metazoa; Arthropoda; Malacostraca; Decapoda; Portunidae.
CAGUGCUCGUGCGGCGGUCACAGUCGGAGGAAGCAAGGCAGCGUGUGUGGUGCAUGAGUGAGCGUUUUCAACAGGCUGGUCUUCCCCUUUCAAGUUGUUCUUGGAAACUUACGCACAUCACCGCUGCUUUGACGCCCCACGCACCAAGGCUGCGAUCGGAACCCUUCUGAGCAACGAUAGCCAGUGAAGACCCCACGGAAGCGCCCCCGCGGCUACACAGAGGGGAGGAUGAGGGAAACUAACCACAAACCUCAACGCCUCCUCAACAUAGCGAGCGGCCACGAAGUAUACGACAACCUCCACACACGAUCCAACACUCAGGAGGGUCUGUGCACGCGGUACCAGUGCAAUGGCGCCCUCAUGCUGCCGCGGAAGAGUGGGACGGAGCCGAGGUCCACGGAGGAGGCACUCAAGCUGGCCAGGGAAUUCAUUGAUGAAUAUUACCACUCCAUCAAGAGGUACAACAGCGAGCAGCACCGUCUCCGCUGGGAACAGGUGUGUCGCGAGAUGAAUGACCGAGGAACCUACGAUCUCACACAGACGGAGCUCGUGUACGGCGCCAAACUCGCCUGGAGGAACGCGCCAAGGUGUAUCGGCCGCAUCCAGUGGUCAAAAUUGCAGGUGUUUGACGCGCGCUAUGUCAGCACAGCAAGCGGCAUGUUUGAGGCGCUUUGUAACCACAUCAAGUAUGGCACCAACAAGGGAAAUCUCAGGUCGGCCAUCACUAUCUUCCCUCAGAGGACAGAUGGCAAACAUGACUUCCGGGUGUGGAACUCUCAGCUGAUCAGUUACGCGGGUUACAAGGCAGAGGAUGGCACUGUUAUAGGUGACCCCGCCAAUGUGGAGUUUACUGAGGUGUGUCAGAGGCUGGGGUGGCGAGGCAAGGGGGGUCGCUGGGAUGUGCUGCCCCUCGUGCUGUCGGCCAAUGGACAUGACCCAGAGUGGUUUGACAUCCCUCCUGACCUCAUCCUGACUGUCCCCAUCACCCACCCUGAAUACAAGUGGUUCGAGGAGCUGGAGUUGCAGUGGUAUGGCCUCCCAGCAGUGGCUUCUCUUCUGUUUGACUGUGGGGGGCUGGAAUUCCCUGCUGCUCCCUUCAAUGGCUGGUACAUGGUGUCGGAGAUUGGCACUCGGGACUUGUGUGACAGCCAUCGCUACAAUGUCAUGGAGACGGUGGGGAAGAGGAUGGGGCUGGACACACGAAGCCCCACCAACCUCUGGAAGGACAAGGUCUUGGUCGAGGUCAACAUUGCUGUCCUCCAUUCCUUCCAGAGCCUCAACGUAACCAUCGUUGACCACCACUCGGCAGCAGAGUCCUUCAUGAAACACUUUGAGAACGAACAGAAGCUGCGAGGUGGGUGUCCUGCUGACUGGGUAUGGAUCGUGCCGCCUCUCUCCGGCUCCAUCACACCUGUCUUCCACCAGGAGAUGACGGUUUACUACCUCAAGCCCUCCUAUGAGUACCAGGACCCUGCCUGGAAAACGCAUGUCUGGAAGAAGAACAAGGAUGUCAAUCGUAACUCUAUCAGAAAAACGAAACGCAAGUUCCGUUUCAAAGAGAUUGCAAGAGCUGUGAAGUUCACCAGCAAGCUGUUUGGCAAGGCACUGUCCAAGAGAAUCAAGGCCACCAUUCUUUAUGCCACUGAGACCGGCAAGUCAGAGAUGUACGCCAAGAAGCUGGGAGAGAUUUUUGGCCACACUUUCAAUGCUCAGGUAUGCUGCAUGGCGGACUAUGACCUCAUCAACAUAGAGCACGAGACCCUUGUGUUGGUGGUGACGUCGACGUUUGGCAACGGAGACCCUCCAGAGAAUGGGGAGGAAUUCAUCAGAAAACUCGUAUACAAGUACAAGCCUAAAAAGGACUUUGCCAAAAAUCUGUAUGCCAUGAAGGUCAGUGGAACAGCGGCAGACAUUGAUGACAUUACCAGCAGCAUGCACCGCAGUCUGUCCUUUAUGCGGAUGAACAGCCUGACAGAGGGUGCUGGUGUCUCCUCUGUGGCUCAGGAAAACGGGGUCGCAAACUCUAAUUUCCGAAGCUCCAUCACAUCUGAUAUCAUGUCGGAGAAUAACUUUGGGGCACUCAGCAAUGUACGGUUUGCUGUGUUUGCUCUUGGGUCCAGCGCUUAUCCAAACUUUUGUGCAUUUGGGAAGUAUGUCGACAACCUUUUAUCUGAGCUUGGUGGGGAGCGACUGAUAAAGCUGACCUGCGGUGAUGAGCUGGCCGGCCAGGAGCAAGCCUUCAAGCAGUGGGCAGCAGAGGUGUUCAAUGUUGGGUGUGAGACUUUCUGCCUGGACGAUGACGUAGCCAUGAAGGAAGCCACUGCUGCCCUCAAGACUGAAGCUGCAGCAACGGCAGACAAGAUCAAACUGUACCCGUGCAAUCUCAGUGACAACAUAGCUCUUGGCUUGUCCCGCACUCAUGGCAAGAGGGUGAGGUCAUGUGAAGUGUUGGCCUCAAGGGAUUUGCACGGAGAAAAUGCCAGUGGCAGCAGCAGCCGGGGAACCCAGCAGGUGAUCCUGAGCACCAAGGGCACCAACGAGCUGCACUACCAGCCUGGUGACCACGUGGCCAUCCUGCCGGCCAACAGGAAGGAGCUGGUGGAGGCUGUGCUGUCCCGCCUGCAGCAGUGUCCAGAUCCAGACCAGCCCAUCCAAGUCCUGCUGCUGAAGGAAAUCCACUCCAUCAAUGGCAUAACACAGACUUGGGAGCCACACGAGAGGCUUCCAUCAGCCAGCGUGAGGGAGCUGCUGACCCGUUACUUGGACAUCACCACGCCACCCACCUCAAACUUCCUCCAUGUGCUGGCGGAGUAUGCACACGAUAAUGAUGAGCGCACUCGCCUUGACCAGCUGGCCACGGACCCUCACGAGUAUGAGGAGUGGAAACACUUCCGAUACCCACACUUGAGUGAAGUUCUGGAGGAGUUCCCCAGUGUGAAUCUCGAUGCUGGUCUGCUGCUUACCCACCUACCACUCCUUGGUCCAAGGUUCUACUCCAUCAGCUCCUCUCCUGAUGCUCACCCAGGCGAGGUCCACGUAACUGUGGCCAUCGUCCAGUACCACACAGAAGGAGGAAAGGGUCCACUGCACUAUGGUGUGUGCUCGAAUUUCCUGAAGGAAGUGUCACCUGGAGAUCAUGUGGAGCUCUUUGUCAGAAGCGCGCUGAGCUUCCACCUGCCGAGAGACCCCACUGUGCCCAUCAUUAUGGUGGGACCAGGCACAGGUGUGGCACCCUUCCGAGGCUUCUGGCACCACCGCCACCAUGCCAUACUCCACAAAAAAAUCCCAGAGAAGGUGAGCCAGAUGACCCUCUUCUUUGGCUGCCGAACACGAAAGAUGGAUCUUUACUCUGAAGAGAAGGAGACAAUGAAGGCGUGUGGUGUGCUCACACACACCCACCUGGCACUCUCUCGGGAGCCCACACUGCCUAAGACCUAUGUCCAGGAUCUGCUGGUGGAGGUGGGUGCAGAGGUGUACCGAAGAGUGGUGCUGGAGAAAGGCCACUUCUAUGUGUGUGGAGACUGCACCAUGGCAGAGUGUGUCUACCAGAAGCUGAAGGCCAUUGUACAGGAACACGGCCGCUUCUCUGAUCAGGAGGUGGAAAACUUUAUGCUGCAGAUGAGGGAUGAGAAUCGGUAUCACGAGGACAUUUUUGGCAUUACGCUGCGGACAGAGGAGAUUCACCGCCAGAAGAGAGAGAGUGCCAGGGUGCGAAUGUCAUCCGUGGCACAGCAGGGGCCUCCCACCCCAACCCAAGCCCCUGCCAAUGCUCCCAGCCUGCCCACACCACCACCCAGACCCAACACACAGCCCACGCUGCCCACUCAGCCCACCUCUCAGGAGGAUCAUGCGGCCUCCCUCCCCAACGAAUAGGGAAGCCCUCGAGGGCCGAUCAGCCUCUCCAAUACCUGUUUCUCCACCACACUGAAGCGGUUAUCAAAAGCAUUGGUUAACUACUUACCAAGCAGUAUUAGGCCCACCUAAGUCAGUAAGUGGAACACAUUCUGGUGGGUUGUUGGUCUUUGGAAAGGGUGAAAGGCAGUUAUGUUAUGUAAAUAUUUCAAGUAACAGUUUGGCAUGUGAUACUGUGCCAGUGAAUUUAGUUACAAGACAUUCCUUUGAUUUCUUUUAUAAUCAAAUGAUACACUUGCUUAUCUCUUAAUCUACAUCCUGUCUUGCAUCUUGUUCCCUCCAGAGGCUCCCUCCAAGGGGUUGGCUGUGACACUAGGAUCCCCAUCUGUGCUAUUCUGUACUUUUGGAAUUUCCUGUUCAUCUUUCUCUUUUUUCUUAUCUGAUGCCAUGUAAUCACCUGUUCUCAGGAAAAAAUGUUACUUUUACCUUCCCCACUCUGACUUUCAUUUCCCUUCCUGCUCCUCCAGUAAAACCUACAAUGGUAAUUAUUCUACUUGAAUUUCCCAUUCCAUUCUGAUUCACAGCACUUUCAUUUGUAUUUCCUGCUUAACUUAGCACAAGUAUACACUGUUGCUGCUCUUGCUGCAUGCACCUCAUUUAUUUUCUGCUUCUGUGGACCAAUAAUAGCUGGUCAUAUUUCUGUGGGGCACUAAACCAACAAAUUAUCUUCAUUAUAAGUUGUAUAAUAGUAACUGCUGGUGGCUUUAAUGCCCUCACUUAAAGGUGGGAGUGAAUGAUCUUGCUACCUUACAAAGUAACUAGAACCACCAGACAUUAAUUAAGCAACAAGUCUGGUGAAAGUGAAUUCAAAAGGCUAUGCAUAAUAAAGGUUUGUGUUAAUAAGUCUCGCAUUUCCAGUGGUGGUAACAAUACUGCCUCUGUAGAACCACCAGUACCAGUGUGGUGUUGAGUGCCCACUACCCACACAAGAGACACCCUUAGCUGUGUCUCGCUGUUAACUUCCUUUAUUUUGCAUUUUGUUGUCAGAUUCAAGCCUCAGCUCUCAGUGUCCUCCACCCUAUCACAGUUUUAGGCUGAAAAGACAUGUAAUCUUGCCAGCAAAGUGUUCCCUUAUGGAUUUAAGAAAGGCAGUGAAUGACAGCAAGAAUUUCUGUCUUUAGCUACAGAAGGAGAAGCUAUUGGAGGUGCUGAUCAGCACUCGACGAUUCCCACAACAGUGAGUCGGUUCUCUGGGCUCACACGACUGUCCAGAGGAUACAAACGAAUAUUCAAAAUGAUUAUUGUUUAUCAUGAUUUCCAGUAGAUUAUGCAUUGCCUGAUAUAUAUACUAUAUAUAUAAUAUAUAUACAUAUAUAUACAUAAUAUAUGAAUAUAUUUGUGAAUUUAAGAAUUGGUUGUGCCUUACUUGUUUGAUUUGUGGUAAUGUUUUAAGAGAAUGCAUGUUAUAGUGAGAGCAAGUGUGAGUGAGUGAGUGAGUGAGUGUGUAUAGAUAUAGAGCUGUGAGAAAGGUGACCACUACCCUUUGUUCAAAAGUAUCUUGCCUUACGGGAGGUGCACUCUGGGGAUAGUCGGUCUCCAAACAGUCCCAUAAAAGACAAGUCAGUAUUUUGUCAUGUCCAUUGUGGACUUUGUUAGUGUGUUUGGUGUCUGGGGAUCUUGCUGUCUGGUAGAUUUGUUGAGGCCAAGUUUGGCUGUUGAUGGCUGUGUGGAAGGAAAAUGUCAAGAUUUCUUGUUUGUUGUAUAUGUGUUUUGAAAUCUGAGAAAAAUAUAGUUUUAAAGGACAAUCAUGUCUGGUUAUAGAAUGGAGUGUUUUUUCUGUGUCAUCUCUGGCUGGGCUAACUAACGUGCAUGAUCAAGUUAUGUAAUGACUUUAGAUGAAAUUCCUUACGAGUUACUGAUUUCCAAACUUAUGGCACUUCAUGUGAUUUAUCCUGUUUGUACGAGUAAUUCUUGUGUAAUUAUUUCGUUGAUAACUUCUGGUGGAAUCAUCAAUUUCUUAUUAUUGCUGAAAUAUUUAACUUAUACAUUCAAGAUGCUUACUUUGGUUGUCAUAAACUAAAAUCAACGCAUCAGUUAGAUCUAGAUUAACGUAUAACCUUUGAUUUAACCAGUACUCAUAAUGAAGGCUGGCCCAACUUUCACAAAACUUCAUGAGAUUUCACCAUAAUGGAUGAAGAAUAUAAUGAAAGCCAGAAGGAAAUAUUUAUACAUUAUGCUGUAAUAAGACUUGUUAAUAGAGUUGGUGUUACAAGAGUUUGCUAUGGCAUGAUGUAUAUUGUUUUGUUUGUCAAUUAUUCUUGCUGGUGAGUUGAGUGAUGCCAUCAGCAACAGUAACUGUCAUAGAGGUACAGGUGUGAUGGGUGCGCUGGGUGACAGGCGUUGAGGAGUGCUUCGGGCCACACGUUGGUCACCUGUCCACAGCUCGUGUGUUUCCUGUACAUAUAUUUUCUUGUAAAGUCUUGUGCAACACUUUCAUAAUUCAGUUAAUCUUUCAGUGUUAGUGAUGACUUAGAAUAAGGUAAUGAGUAAUAUUGCACGGGAAAGUUGACAGUGUUUAUGAAUAAUGUUUCAAAGGAUUUAUAUUUGUUAAGAGACAUAUCAGGGCAUUUCCUAGAUAAUUUCUAAGGAAAGACUGUAGGUUAAUAAUGUACAGAGUUUCUGGUAAUCCAUUUGAUUCUUAUCUAACUCUCACAGUACUAUCACAGUUGUUAAUGAUAUGUAAGAUAGUGUGACAUUUGCCAGCCAUCCUGCCUGCACUUUGCCCACAACUCUGUUAUCAAAUGCAAACAUUUAACAUUGAAGUUUUCUUAUUUUAUGAACACAUUGUUUAACCUAACCACACCUGACACUCUUCCUCAAAACACAGCAUCCCAGUAGCUGACACUUGUAUAUUGUAAUGGUGAACAGAAAAGUUUGUCCAGGUGAAUUGUUAUUUGUAAUUAAUAGUGAAAUAAGAGACCAAAUCAAUCGGUGUGUGAUUUUGGACAUUUGGCUCCAGUGUUGCUGCUGCAGCCUGGAGUGUCUAGUAUCAUCUAAUGUUUAAGGAUGAUGUUUCUUUUGAUAAAUAGUUGUAGUCUUGAUAUUUAUGCAUACUGUUUAUGCACUUCACUGCACACAUGAGCCUGCUUGUUGAACACCAUUUUUGCUGUAUUUUUUUGUUGUUGGUUGGUACAGUUGACCAACUGAUCGUGAUUUUACAGAUUUUGGUGUGGCUCAUUUCAGCAUAAUAAGACCCACCAGGGUUACUGUUCACCUGCAGGUCCAUGUCAUAUUAAUGUUGAUAAUAUUAGCACAAAUUAUCUACUUUAUAUCCAUUUUAAUUGAAGGUUGUGCGCCUCCUGGCUUAAAUUGACAUCAUAAAAGUCAUUAUUAAUG